Messenger RNA from Micropterus salmoides (largemouth bass), 1230 nucleotides. RefSeq names its product parapinopsin. The record is from RefSeq and is a predicted model, not a curated record. Lineage: Eukaryota; Metazoa; Chordata; Actinopteri; Centrarchiformes; Centrarchidae. The coding region runs from base 136 to 1065 and encodes 309 amino acids. The transcript has 9 exons. Gene Ontology annotation, molecular function: G protein-coupled receptor activity. Gene Ontology annotation, biological process: G protein-coupled receptor signaling pathway. Gene Ontology annotation, cellular component: membrane.
GCCUGCCUGCCUGCCUGCCUGUCUGCCUGUCUGCCUGCCUGCCUGCCUGCCUGGACUUUCUUGUCAACUGCAUCUCUCCACUACAAACACCUAGUAACGACUGUUGAAGGCUGUGGACUGGCGGCUCACAGUAAAAUGAGUGAGUGGUUUAAUGGGACCGUGUUCAUGGAACGGCUUUGGCCAGAUGCACAGAAGUGGAUGCUGGUGGCUGUGUUGGGACUGGAGAUGGUCAUGGGAGUUGUGGGAAACUGUCUUAUUCUGCUAGUCAAAGUCAUGUGCAGAGGUCAGUUCUGCUGUCGUUACUGGCUUCCUUUCAUCGGUCUCUCCAUGUCUGAUUUAGGCUGCUCCCUCAUCAUCAUCUCCAGCUCCCUGAUGGCCAUGCUGACAGGAGGUCAGAGGUCACCGUGGUGUGAGGUCGUAAGCCUGUUGAAGUUAGCUUUCAUCACCUCCUCUAUAGGAAGCAUAGCUAUCCUCUGUGUGCAGCGGCUGAUUGGCAUGGGCUCCAGAGGAGGCGCACUCUUUGUUGUUAUGGUGACAGCGUGCUUUGCUUCUUGGGUGACAGGGGUGGUGUUCGGGAGUGUUCCUGUUUUCUACUCCUGGAUCAAGUAUGACCCUGCAGAGAUGAUGUGUGCUGUCCUCUGGGAACGCAGUUACUCAGACAUGCUGGUCUACAUUCUCUGUGCUUUUUCCAUCUGUAUCUUCCUCCCCUUCCUCUUCAUCUUCCUCUGCUCUCUACUGAGGGCCACCGUCUGCCGCUCGAGCUGCAAUAGUGAUGAUGAAGCAGAUCUGUCUGCAGUCACUCCUCUGCUGGUGGCCUCCUACAUCCUCUGCUACACUCCUUUUGUUGUGUCUGAGAUGAUCCUGCUGGGCAGGAGGGACCUGUCACCAGCACCUGAGUGGUUAAGGACACUGUCAUCAGUGAUGUCAUACUUGGACUGUGGUCUGAACCCUCUUAUCUAUUGCUCCCAUCAGCACUUCCGGGAGGCAGGCCUGGCCCUGCUGUGGACCAAUAAGAAACCCUCAUUAGAGCCCGUCCUCAAUGCUAUCAUUAAACAUGACUUGUAAACAUGUGAGGGGUUUCACAUUUAUUUCACAGAAAUUUCAAAAGGACAACCCCAGAAUGGCACAUCUUAUAAACAUGCAUUUAUCUGACAUCGACAUCACUAUGUAAUUACAGACAAAUUCCUUGUUUGUGUUAAUCUGCUUGACAAUAAAGCUGAUUUCCGAGAA